AUGUGGUCACCGUUAGCCAGGGCUUCGCUGGUAUUCCUCAUUCUCUACUUCAUCCUCUUCCUCUUCCUCGCCUACCUUUACGUUCUUCGCAAAGUCCCGUUACUGUCACGCUGGCUCGUACUUCUCUUGCACGUUACCGUUCGACUUGCCUCACAAGGAUGUGGCCUUUCCUUUGGCAUCAUAGGAUAUGCGAACAUCAAUCUCCUUGUCGCGUAUUUCAUUUUGGGAGCUGAAGGAUACUUUACACUCGUCGUCUGUACAUUACGCUUCCUGAUCGCCUGGCAGCGCAAUCAGUGGGGCGGACACUCAUGGCUGGAGCCGAACGACCCAAGUAAAGAACGCGGUGGUUGGAGGAAGAGAUUUUCAAGGAUGUUUCAGUGGAAGCACAGCAAAGGGUCUUCAUCCCUCAAGGCAGUCAUCAUAGUCGAUUGGAUCUUGUUGGGCGCAAACACAAUCAUCAUCUCCGGAGGAUCACUCAGUUCUUCGGCCUACACAGAUAAGGAAUUGUCACCUAGUCAGGUGAGGAGCAGAUUGGAUGCCUCCAAAGCGUUGCGCGCGGCUGGACAGACUAUCUUCCUGGCUGUCAACAUGGCCUUGCUCGCCUGUGUUGCGAUAACAAUCCACCAACAUCGACACCACCGCUAUAGCAACACGCAGGUCGAGGUAGUAAGUGAUACUCCCGCGCCCGAGAAGGCCCAAGAGCUUCCCGCCGAAGAGAGUCGCCGAAGACGACCAUGGUUUGGCCAUGCAACGCUGCUACUGCUGCUGGCAACAUGGCCAUUCUUGGCAAUUCGUGGUGCAUUUGGUGUUGCGCAAGCGAUUGUACCUGAUCUAAACUACUUCAACUCAGAGGUGUAUGACGCCAACAACCUAACUGCGCAGUUCGUCACGGAAGAAACUUGCUUCGUUACGAUGAUGGAGUUCAUCAGUGCAGCUAUCCUCGCCACCAGUUACUUCACAACUCGCACGAGGUCCUCAGCAGUCAGUCGAGCUUGA
Molecule: messenger RNA, 996 nt
Organism: Ustilago hordei
Lineage: Eukaryota; Fungi; Basidiomycota; Ustilaginomycetes; Ustilaginales; Ustilaginaceae
Exons: 2
Coding region: 1-996 (331 amino acids)
Source: RefSeq, a predicted model, not a curated record